Molecule: messenger RNA, 931 nt
Organism: Phacochoerus africanus (Common warthog)
Lineage: Eukaryota; Metazoa; Chordata; Mammalia; Artiodactyla; Suidae
Exons: 3
Coding region: 1-612 (203 amino acids)
Source: RefSeq, a predicted model, not a curated record
AUGCCCCGCGAGAGAAGUGGGAGAAAUCAUGCCACAAAGCCAAGUUCCGCGGGAGUCGAGCCCCCGUGUUGCCCGCGGCGGGGCCGGGCGCGCGGGGCGGGAGAAGGUCCCUACCUGGGGCCGGGCAGCAGCGGCGGGGUCGCGGCGCCCAUGGCUUCGCCGGCUCCGGGCGGCCGCGCGGGGAAACGCCAGCGGCUCAGCAGCGCCCGGACCCGCCGAGCUCGCUGCGGCCGCCCCGGCGCCGUCAUUGGACCGAUGAGUCACGUGGUCUGGCCGGCGGGCGAGCCCCUCCGGCCGGCUCAACCCCUCACCUGCGCGCCCCGCUUCGCGCAGAGGCCCCGGGAGCGCGACAGCAGACUUCCCGAGCCCGGAGUGGGCUGCAGGACGCACCGGAGAAGAAAAUCCCGGAGCUCGGCCUCUGAUCCCCGAUACUCAGGCUGCCAGGCAGCCGGCGCCGCGAAACUUUGGUGCCGGCUUUUCCGCCGUGCUGCUGGGAGAGGGGAGCUUCCUCAGAUUCGGCGUGAGUCAGGGAGAUCACAUGGAAUGCCAAAAAACGUGGAGACCCUCAUGAAAAAUACAGAAGAAAAACCUAUGGUUUCUUCAUGCAUAUAGAAACGAAACACCAUGAUUCACUUAGUAUUUUGGCAUUUCCGACUUGGGUCUGAGGUAAUAAGCUGCUGGUACUGAGUUCUCAUCUCGACAGUACCACUCCUCCAGCAACUUGGUCUCCAGCUUCGCCUCUACGGCAGCAUCCAAAAUCAUUUCAAACUCUGAGGCUUCCACUUCUCCAGGGAUUCGGAUGUUCCCAUAUUUUUCACCUAAUAGUCCCUGUGUAUCAAUACGAAAGUUCAGUUUAGUGUAUCAUCAAGAAAGUUCAUUUUAGCAGUCAUAUCAUAUGGCCACUCAAUAAAUAUUAAUAAGUAGACAGCAA